Molecule: messenger RNA, 1059 nt
Organism: Malassezia restricta
Lineage: Eukaryota; Fungi; Basidiomycota; Malasseziomycetes; Malasseziales; Malasseziaceae
Exons: 1
Coding region: 1-1059 (352 amino acids)
Source: RefSeq, a predicted model, not a curated record
AUGAGGGAGCACAGCUCGCCUUCGGCCAAGUCAUGCAGGUCGGUGCGAUCGACAGCGUCGUCGCCUGGGCGACGACCCGACUUGCUCCGUAUGGUGCAACAGCCCGCCGCAUUGUCGUACGCUGCGACGCCUGCCGUAGCGCAGGCCGCUACGGAUCUGGGCCCACGCUCUGAUACCAUCUCGCAUACGUCUGCUGCGCAGUACACAUCGUCGCAGGCAGAACGAUCACUUCAAGCCUCUUUGCAGCACGACAUGCGGCACAAAUGGCAGCCGCCCGACGAGUUGGAACCCAUGCCGGCGGCCCAUGUCAUGCCGGAAUCCAAAGAGGUGCGCCACGUCUGCUUUGAUGAACGAGCGCUAUGUCGACAGCAGGCGCAGCGUAAAUGGCACUAUGAGGCACGUAUAGCCAAACGCCCAAGUGCUCAGUCGCAUACCCAAAAACGCCAUCAUAUGGAUGUGUUUAUCCAGCAGCUCCAGUCACAAAUCGAGUGUGCUAGCUCAUUGUGGUCGAGUUUCCUUCCUCAGGAAGCUGCGCCGAACCAGUCGCGCAUGGCCAGGGCAGCAGUCGCCAUGCCGCAGCCGCCACCCCGUACGUGGAGCGGCGCGCCAUCGUGGCGAUGGGUGUGGCAUGUAUCGAUGGAGCUUCAUGCGCCGUUGCUGACGCCUUCCUUGCAUUUGCGCCGUGGUGUGAGUGGACAACUUCGAGGUCGCGCCAGUUCCAUUGUGGCGUGUGCGCUUCGCUCGCAAGUGGAUCGUGACGCGAGCCCGCAUGCCAAUGUCAUACUGCGGUGGUAUCCCUCGUAUGUGCUGCGGGCCAUGCUGCGUCUGCUUUCCUAUACCCCAUCGGACGACCGCCUACUUUGGGCUGUUUCGCAACCGCGCAGAAUAUCCUACGUCGUCCCUUUGACCUCGUCUUUUUCGACCUUGCUUCCGCCGCUGACUGAAGCCAUGGUCACGACAUGCCUCGAAUUGGCUCUGGUAUUCACACAGCUGUACUUGACUAUACUGCUAGCUAUCGUACAGCGAUGGCUCUCAAUCUUCCAUUUCUUCCUCCAGUGA